AUGGGAAAACGAAAGAACAUCGGCGGUUCAUCCUCAUCGUCGAAAAGGAGAGCUUCUCGCCCAACGACCACGUCUCGGGCGGACCCACCACCGCCUCGCCGCUCCGGUCGUCGAUCUGCCGUUGGGGAGCCAUGUGAUGCCGUGCCCCUUGCUUUUUGGGAGCCCCCGCUUCUCCUCACGGCCGCCUCCUUCGACAAUUUUGGCAAUCUGCCACUCGUUUUGGUCCCUAGAUUUUCUCCACCGCCGUCGCCGCCAGUCUCGCCGCCGUCACCGUUCAUCUAUUCUCCACCAUCUCCUCCACUGCCACCCUCGCCGGCUGCCCAAUCGUCACCACUCACCUGCACCACCGCCACCUCGCCGCUCUCGUCGACGCGUUACUCACCCUGCCUCGCCUUCCGCUACUCGCACCACCGCUGGUCACUCUGCACCGGAUCCCGUGGUGCCUAUCUCUACUGUCGAUGCUUUUAA
Erythranthe guttata (spotted monkey flower) is the source of this 468-nucleotide messenger RNA. The record is from RefSeq and is a predicted model, not a curated record. Lineage: Eukaryota; Viridiplantae; Streptophyta; Magnoliopsida; Lamiales; Phrymaceae.